AUGGCUGACGUGGACCUCGAGCAGCGGGAGCCGUUCCCUGUGGAGCAAGAAGAUGCAAAACAGGAACAACAGGAACACCAUCCCGACGGGAGGCGGAAAUUGGGAUGCUUAGAAAAGUUUCAGCAAGGCAUCUCCAGGUGGAUGCUUCCGGAAGAUGUCCGAAGCACUUAUUUGGAGAGGGCCAACUGCUGCCCCCCACCCAUCUUCAUUAUCGUCAUCAGUGUUGUUGAGCUGUCCAUGUUCAUCUACUACGCCGUAUGGAAACCUCAGAAGCAGUGGGUGACUUUGGAGGAAGGCAUCUGGAACAGCCGUCUGACGUACCGGCCCGAGUACAGGCAGCAAGCGUGGCGCUUUCUCUCUUACAUGUUGGUCCACGCCGGUGUGGAGCACAUUCUAGGCAAUCUGUUCAUGCAGCUGCUGCUGGGGAUCCCAUUGGAGUUGGUCCAUAAAGGCUUUGAAGUUGGAGUACUUUACAUGGCCGGGGUUUUGGCAGGUUCGCUGGCCAGCUCCAUAUUUGAUCCCCUCAGUGCCUUGGUGGGGGCUUCCGGAGGGGUCUACGCCCUCAUCGGGGGCUACUUUAUGAACGCCGUGGUGAAUUUCCGAGAGAUGAUCCCUCUACUCGGGGUGUUUCGAAUCCUCGUUAUAGUGAUCAUCGUGGGCGUGGACUUUGGCUUUGCUUUCUACAGAAGAUUUGCCGGCGACGAGAGCGCUAUGAAGGUGUCAUUCGUGGCUCAUUUUGGGGGGAUCGUAGCGGGCAUGACGGUGGGCUACGUGUUCUUUAGCGACUACAACAAGAAGCUUUUGAAGGACCCUCGUUUCUGGAUGUGUAUCGUGGGCUACCUGGUCUUCUUCCUCUUUGCCGUACUCUUCAACAUCUUCAUCUCGCCAGCGUCAUCCUAG
Messenger RNA from Nerophis lumbriciformis (worm pipefish), 900 nucleotides. Lineage: Eukaryota; Metazoa; Chordata; Actinopteri; Syngnathiformes; Syngnathidae. The record is from RefSeq and is a predicted model, not a curated record.